Molecule: messenger RNA, 1444 nt
Organism: Triticum aestivum (bread wheat)
Lineage: Eukaryota; Viridiplantae; Streptophyta; Magnoliopsida; Poales; Poaceae
Product: acetylajmalan esterase
Exons: 5
Coding region: 162-1295 (377 amino acids)
Molecular function (GO): hydrolase activity, acting on ester bonds
Source: RefSeq, a predicted model, not a curated record
AUACUCCUAGUACACUGCUGCCUUGCCUCUUCGAUCUAUGUGUGUACACUAUAAAAGAGGUGGUUGGCGAGCACGAACUCCUCACCCAUCGUUCGCCCAGCUCAUCGAGUCCUGUCGAGAUACGCACUCACAGCUCUCUCCGACCCACCACUGUUUUCUGCAUGGCUUCCUCAACGGCUUUCCUCCUCCUCCUCGUCGCUGCCUUGCACGUGUGUUGCUGCCGCGGGCAAGGUGGCCACGCCGGCACCGGCGUGGCGGCGAUCUACAGCCUGGGCGACUCCAUCACGGAUACGGGGAACCUGGUGAAGGAGGCGCCGCCCGGCGCCUUCGAGACCAUCAAGCACCUCCCCUACGGCCUCACCUUCGGCCGCCCCACCGGCCGAUGCUCCGACGGCCUCCUCAUGAUCGACUUCCUCGCUCAGGACAUGGGCCUCCCGUUCCUCAACCCUUACCUGGCCAUGAACAGGAGCUUCGACCACGGAGCCAACUUCGCCGUCGCUGGAGCCACCGCCAUGGACCCCGCCGACCAGUUCAACAGGAGAUUCUCCAUGCCUUUCACCGCAAAUUCCCUCAAGCUGCAGCUCCGGUGGUUCAAGGACUUCAUGAAGUCCACCUUCAACACCGACGAAGAAAUUCGCAAAAGGCUCCAAUCUUCUCUGGUUUUGGUCGGGGAGAUCGGUGGAAACGACUACAACUUCGCCUUGUUCGGGAAUAAGAAUGUCAGCGAGGUGGAGAAACUCAUCCCAGCCGUCGUUCAAACCAUCAUCGACGCCACCAAGGAAGUGCUGGACAUGGGCGCUAGCAGAGUCAUCGUCCCGGGCAACUUCCCCAUCGGCUGCCUCCCGAGCUACCUCACCGCGAUGGCCGAGCCGGAGACGUCGGCCUACGACUCCGCAGGCUGCCUCAAGGACCUCAACCUCUUCGCCGCCAAGCACAACGCGCAGCUCCAGCGAGCCGUCGCCGGUCUCCGGGCGUCGUACCCCGACGCGGCCAUCGCCUACGCGGACUACUUCAACUCCUUCCUCAGCCUCCUCAAGGGCGCCCCGGCUCUCGGUUUCGACGAGGAUAGCACGCACAAGGCGUGCUGUGGCGCCGGCGGCAAGUACAACUACGACGUGAGGCGGGCGUGCGGCGUGGAGGGGGCGGCGGUGUGUGCGGACCCGUCGGCGUACGUGAGCUGGGACGGCAUCCACAUGACCCAGGCGGCGUACAAGGCCAUGUCCAGGCUCAUCUACCACGGGAGGUACCUGCAGCCGCAGAUACUCAGCUUCCCGGAGAACAAUGGGCAGACAUGAUAAACUGUUUGAUUCGCCUCACCGCAACAUUUUGAGCCUUCGACGAGUUCUUCCAUGGCUAUGCCGCCAUAUGCUACAUAUGCGCUCUGCACUAUGUAUCCACAUUAAACUACUCCGAGCUAAAGUAAAAGUAAAGAUGCAGUUUAGCA